AUGUCUCGUUUCGAGAGAACCCCUGGGGCAGCCCUUGGACCUGCCAUCCUAGAUGCUCUCUACGCCGACAUCUCCGAGUCCUCGGCAGCGGCCUCCAAAUGGGACCCGCUACAGCGUCCCAAGCCGAACCCUGAGGCAGACAUCAGCAAAGCCUCCCGGGAGCCGGAUGUUGGGGCACCCCCGUACAGUCCCAAGGGUGAGCUUCCGGACGACACGGAGAGCUUUCCGCGUACCAUGCCUGGGCCGCCAGGCAUCAAGCUGAACCGCUCGCAAGAGGCCGCGAUGCGGCUGGUGCUUGAGAGGCAGGAGACCCGCACCCACGCGAGCCCCACCACCAGGGCUCCACCCAAGCCCAAGUGA
Messenger RNA from Durusdinium trenchii, 360 nucleotides. The record is from the annotation of a GenBank genome assembly. NCBI's taxonomy places the organism in Eukaryota, Dinophyceae, Suessiales, Symbiodiniaceae.